Closterium sp. Naga37s-1 is the source of this 25317-nucleotide messenger RNA. The record is from the annotation of a GenBank genome assembly. Lineage: Eukaryota; Viridiplantae; Streptophyta; Zygnematophyceae; Desmidiales; Closteriaceae.
AUGGGGUUUGAAGGGGUGGAGUUCAUUUUUGAGGCGACUCAAAAAUCGAGGAGAAUGGGGUUUGAAGGGGUGGAGUUCAUUUUUGAGGCGACUCAAAAAUCGAGGAGAAUGGGGUUUGAAGGGGUGGAGUUCAUUUUUGAGGCGACUCAAAAAUCGAGGAGAAUGGGGUUUGAAGGGGUGGAGUUCAUUUUUGAGUCGACUCAAAAAUCGAGGAGAAUGGGUUUGAAGGGGUGGAGUUCAUUUUUGAGGUCGACUCAAAAAUCGAGGAGAAUGGGGUUUGAAGGGGUGGAGUUCAUUUUUGAGGCGACUCAAAAAUCGAGGAGAAUGGGGUUUGAAGGGGUGGAGUUCAUUUUUGAGGCGACUCAAAAAUCGAGGAGAAUGGGGUUUGAAGGGGUGGAGUUCAUUUUUGAGGCGACUCAAAAAUCGAGGAGAAUGGGGUUUGAAGGGGUGGAGUUCAUUUUUGAGGCGACUCAAAAAUCGAGGAGAAUGGGGUUUGAAGGGGUGGAGUUCAUUUUUGAGGCGACUCAAAAAUCGAGGAGAAUGGGGUUUGAAGGGGUGGAGUUCAUUUUUGAGGCGACUCAAAAAUCGAGGAGAAUGGGGUUUGAAGGGGUGGAGUUCAUUUUUGAGGCGACUCAAAAAUCGAGGAGAAUGGGGUUUGAAGGGGUGGAGUUCAUUUUUGAGGCGACUCAAAAAUCGAGGAGAAUGGGGUUUGAAGGGGUGGAGUUCAUUUUUGAGGCGACUCAAAAAUCGAGGAGAAUGGGGUUUGAAGGGGUGGAGUUCAUUUUUGAGGCGACUCAAAAAUCGAGGAGAAUGGGGUUUGAAGGGGUGGAGUUCAUUUUUGAGGCGACUCAAAAAUCGAGGAGAAUGGGGUUUGAAGGGGUGGAGUUCAUUUUUGAGGCGACUCAAAAAUCGAGGAGAAUGGGGUUUGAAGGGGUGGAGUUCAUUUUUGAGGCGACUCAAAAAUCGAGGAGAAUGGGGUUUCGAAGGGGGGUGGAGUUCAUUUUUGAGGCGACUCAAAAAUCGAGGAGAAUGGGGUUUGAAGGGGUGGAGUUCAUUUUUGAGGCGACUCAAAAAUCGAGGAGAAUGGGGUUUGAAGGGGUGGAGUUCAUUUUUGAGGCGACUCAAAAAUCGAGGAGAAUGGGGUUUGAAGGGGUGGAGUUCAUUUUUGAGGCGACUCAAAAAUCGAGGAGAAUGGGGUUUGAAGGGGUGGAGUUCAUUUUGAAGGCGACUCAAAAAUCGAGGAGAAUGGGGUUUGAAGGGGUGGAGUUCAUUUUUGAGUCGACUAAAAAAUCGAGGAGAAUGGGGUUUGAAGGGGUGGAGUUCAUUUUUGAGGCGACUCAAAAAUCGAGGAGAAUGGGGUUUGAAGGGGUGGAGUUCAUUUUUGAGGCGACUCAAAAAUCGAGGAGAAUGGGGUUGAAGGGGGGUGUCAUUCGAAGGAGAAUGGGGUUUGAAGGGGUGGAGUUCAUUUUUGAGUCGACUCAAAAAUCGAGGAGAAUGGGGUUUGAAGGGGUGGAGUUCAAUUUUGAGGCGACUCAAAAAUCGAGGAGAAUGGGGUUUGAAGGGGUGGAGUUCAUUUUUGAGGCGACUCAAAAAUCGAGGAGAAUGGGGUUUGAAGGGGUGGAGUUCAUUUUUGAGGCGACUCAAAAAUCGAGGAGAAUGGGGUUUGAAGGGGUGGAGUUCAUUUUUGAGGCGACUCAAAAAUCGAGGAGAAUGGGGUUUGAAGGGGGGGUGGAGUUCAUUUUUGAGGCGACUCAAAAAUCGAGGAGAAUGGGGUUUGAAGGGGUGGAGUUCAUUUUUGAGGCGACUCAAAAAUCGAGGAGAAUGGGGUUUGAAGGGGUGGAGUUCAUUUUUGAGGCGACUCAAAAAUCGAGGAGAAUGGGGUUUGAAGGGGUGGAGUUCAUUUUUGAGGCGACUCAAAAAUCGAGGAGAAUGGGGUUUGAAGGGGUGGAGUUCAUUUUUGAGGCGACUCAAAAAUCGAGGAGAAUGGGGUUUGAAGGGGUGGAGUUCAUUUUUGAGGCGACUCAAAAAUCGAGGAGAAUGGGGUUUGAAGGGGUGGAGUUCAUUUUUGAGUCGACUCAAAAAUCGAGGAGAAUGGGGUUUGAAGGGGUGGAGUUCAUUUUUGAGGCGACUCAAAAAUCGAGGAGAAUGGGGUUUGAAGGGGUGGAGUUCAUUUUUGAGGCGACUCAAAAAUCGAGGAGAAUGGGGUUUGAAGGGGUGGAGUUCAUUUUUGAGGCGACUCAAAAAUCGAGGAGAAUGGGGUUUGAAGGGGUGGAGUUCAUUUUUGAGGCGACUCAAAAAUCGAGGAGAAUGGGGGGUGGAGGUUCAUUUUCUCAGAGGCGACUCUCAAAAACUCGAGGAGAAUGUGGGUUUGAAGGGGUGGAGUUCAUUUUUGAGGCGACUCAAAAAUCGAGGAGAAUGGGGUUUGAAGGGGUGGAGUUCAUUUUUGAGGCGACUCAAAAAUCGAGGAGAAUGGGGUUUGAAGGGGUGGAGUUCAUUUUUGAGGCGACUCAAAAAUCGAGGAGAAUGGGGUUUGAAGGGGUGGAGUUCAUUUUUGAGGCGACUCAAAAAUCGAGGAGAAUGGGGUUUGAAGGGGUGGAGUUCAUUUUUGAGGCGACUCAAAAAUCGAGGAGAAUGGGGUUUGAAGGGGUGGAGUUCAUUUUUGAGGCGACUCAAAAAUCGAGGAGAAUGGGGUUUGAAGGGGUGGAGUUCAUUUUUGAGGCGACUCAAAAAUCGAGGAGAAUGGGGUUUGAAGGGGUGGAGUUCAUUUUUGAGGCGACUCAAAAAUCGAGGAGAAUGGGGUUUGAAGGGGUGGAGUUCAUUUUUGAGGCGACUCAAAAAUCGAGGAGAAUGGGGUUUGAAGGGGUGGAGUUCAUUUUUGAGGCGACUCAAAAAUCGAGGAGAAUGGGGUUUGAAGGGGUGGAGUUCAUUUUUGAGGCGACUCAAAAAUCGAGGAGAAUGGGGUUUGAAGGGGUGGAGUUCAUUUUUGAGGCGACUCAAAAAUCGAGGAGAAUGGGGUUUGAAGGGGUGGAGUUCAUUUUUGAGGCGACUCAAAAAUCGAGGAGAAUGGGGUUUGAAGGGGUGGAGUUCAUUUUUGAGGCGACUCAAAAAUCGAGGAGAAUGGGGUUUGAAGGGGUGGAGUUCAUUUUUGAGGCGACUCAAAAAUCGAGGAGAAUGGGGUUUGAAGGGGUGGAGUUCAUUUUUGAGGCGACUCAAAAAUCGAGGAGAAUGGGGUUUGAAGGGGUGGAGUUCAUUUUUGAGGCGACUCAAAAAUCGAGGAGAAUGGGGUUUGAAGGGGUGGAGUUCAUUUUUGAGGCGACUCAAAAAUCGAGGAGAAUGGGGUUUGAAGGGGUGGAGUUCAUUUUUGAGGCGACUCAAAAAUCGAGGAGAAUGGGGUUUGAAGGGGUGGAGUUCAUUUUUGAGGCGACUCAAAAAUCGAGGAGAAUGGGGUUUGAAGGGGUGGAGUUCAUUUUUGAGGCGACUCAAAAAUCGAGGAGAAUGGGGUUUGAAGGGGUGGAGUUCAUUUUUGAGGCGACUCAAAAAUCGAGGAGAAUGGGGUUUGAAGGGGUGGAGUUCAUUUUUGAGGCGACUCAAAAAUCGAGGAGAAUGGGGUUUGAAGGGGUGGAGUUCAUUUUUGAGGCGACUCAAAAAUCGAGGAGAAUGGGGUUUGAAGGGGUGGAGUUCAUUUUUGAGGCGACUCAAAAAUCGAGGAGAAUGGGGUUUGAAGGGGUGGAGUUCAUUUUUGAGGCGACUCAAAAAUCGAGGAGAAUGGGGUUUGAAGGGGUGGAGUUCAUUUUUGAGGCGACUCAAAAAUCGAGGAGAAUGGGGUUUGAAGGGGUGGAGUUCAUUUUUGAGGCGACUCAAAAAUCGAGGAGAAUGGGGUUUGAAGGGGUGGAGUUCAUUUUUGAGGCGACUCAAAAAUCGAGGAGAAUGGGGUUUGAAGGGGUGGAGUUCAUUUUUGAGGCGACUCAAAAAUCGAGGAGAAUGGGGUUUGAAGGGGUGGAGUUCAUUUUUGAGGCGACUCAAAAAUCGAGGAGAAUGGGGUUUGAAGGGGUGGAGUUCAUUUUUGAGGCGACUCAAAAAUCGAGGAGAAUGGGGUUUGAAGGGGUGGAGUUCAUUUUUGAGGCGACUCAAAAAUCGAGGAGAAUGGGGUUUGAAGGGGUGGAGUUCAUUUUUGAGGCGACUCAAAAAUCGAGGAGAAUGGGGUUUGAAGGGGUGGAGUUCAUUUUUGAGGCGACUCAAAAAUCGAGGAGAAUGGGGUUUGAAGGGGUGGAGUUCAUUUUUGAGGCGACUCAAAAAUCGAGGAGAAUGGGGUUUGAAGGGGUGGAGUUCAUUUUUGAGGCGACUCAAAAAUCGAGGAGAAUGGGGUUUGAAGGGGUGGAGUUCAUUUUUGAGGCGACUCAAAAAUCGAGGAGAAUGGGGUUUGAAGGGGUGGAGUUCAUUUUUGAGGCGACUCAAAAAUCGAGGAGAAUGGGGUUUGAAGGGGUGGAGUUCAUUUUUGAGGCGACUCAAAAAUCGAGGAGAAUGGGGUUUGAAGGGGUGGAGUUCAUUUUUGAGGCGACUCAAAAAUCGAGGAGAAUGGGGUUUGAAGGGGUGGAGUUCAUUUUUGAGGCGACUCAAAAAUCGAGGAGAAUGGGGUUUGAAGGGGUGGAGUUCAUUUUUGAGGCGACUCAAAAAUCGAGGAGAAUGGGGUUUGAAGGGGUGGAGUUCAUUUUUGAGGCGACUCAAAAAUCGAGGAGAAUGGGGUUUGAAGGGGUGGAGUUCAUUUUUGAGGCGACUCAAAAAUCGAGGAGAAUGGGGUUUGAAGGGGUGGAGUUCAUUUUUGAGGCGACUCAAAAAUCGAGGAGAAUGGGGUUUGAAGGGGUGGAGUUCAUUUUUGAGGCGACUCAAAAAUCGAGGAGAAUGGGGUUUGAAGGGGUGGAGUUCAUUUUUGAGGCGACUCAAAAAUCGAGGAGAAUGGGGUUUGAAGGGGUGGAGUUCAUUUUUGAGGCGACUCAAAAAUCGAGGAGAAUGGGGUUUGAAGGGGUGGAGUUCAUUUUUGAGGCGACUCAAAAAUCGAGGAGAAUGGGGUUUGAAGGGGUGGAGUUCAUUUUUGAGGCGACUCAAAAAUCGAGGAGAAUGGGGUUUGAAGGGGUGGAGUUCAUUUUUGAGGCGACUCAAAAAUCGAGGAGAAUGGGGUUUGAAGGGGUGGAGUUCAUUUUUGAGGCGACUCAAAAAUCGAGGAGAAUGGGGUUUGAAGGGGUGGAGUUCAUUUUUGAGGCGACUCAAAAAUCGAGGAGAAUGGGGUUUGAAGGGGUGGAGUUCAUUUUUGAGGCGACUCAAAAAUCGAGGAGAAUGGGGUUUGAAGGGGUGGAGUUCAUUUUUGAGGCGACUCAAAAAUCGAGGAGAAUGGGGUUUGAAGGGGUGGAGUUCAUUUUUGAGGCGACUCAAAAAUCGAGGAGAAUGGGGUUUGAAGGGGUGGAGUUCAUUUUUGAGGCGACUCAAAAAUCGAGGAGAAUGGGGUUUGAAGGGGUGGAGUUCAUUUUUGAGGCGACUCAAAAAUCGAGGAGAAUGGGGUUUGAAGGGGUGGAGUUCAUUUUUGAGGCGACUCAAAAAUCGAGGAGAAUGGGGUUUGAAGGGGUGGAGUUCAUUUUUGAGGCGACUCAAAAAUCGAGGAGAAUGGGGUUUGAAGGGGUGGAGUUCAUUUUUGAGGCGACUCAAAAAUCGAGGAGAAUGGGGUUUGAAGGGGUGGAGUUCAUUUUUGAGGCGACUCAAAAAUCGAGGAGAAUGGGGUUUGAAGGGGUGGAGUUCAUUUUUGAGGCGACUCAAAAAUCGAGGAGAAUGGGGUUUGAAGGGGUGGAGUUCAUUUUUGAGGCGACUCAAAAAUCGAGGAGAAUGGGGUUUGAAGGGGUGGAGUUCAUUUUUGAGGCGACUCAAAAAUCGAGGAGAAUGGGGUUUGAAGGGGUGGAGUUCAUUUUUGAGGCGACUCAAAAAUCGAGGAGAAUGGGGUUUGAAGGGGUGGAGUUCAUUUUUGAGGCGACUCAAAAAUCGAGGAGAAUGGGGUUUGAAGGGGUGGAGUUCAUUUUUGAGGCGACUCAAAAAUCGAGGAGAAUGGGGUUUGAAGGGGUGGAGUUCAUUUUUGAGGCGACUCAAAAAUCGAGGAGAAUGGGGUUUGAAGGGGUGGAGUUCAUUUUUGAGGCGACUCAAAAAUCGAGGAGAAUGGGGUUUGAAGGGGUGGAGUUCAUUUUUGAGGCGACUCAAAAAUCGAGGAGAAUGGGGUUUGAAGGGGUGGAGUUCAUUUUUGAGGCGACUCAAAAAUCGAGGAGAAUGGGGUUUGAAGGGGUGGAGUUCAUUUUUGAGGCGACUCAAAAAUCGAGGAGAAUGGGGUUUGAAGGGGUGGAGUUCAUUUUUGAGGCGACUCAAAAAUCGAGGAGAAUGGGGUUUGAAGGGGUGGAGUUCAUUUUUGAGGCGACUCAAAAAUCGAGGAGAAUGGGGUUUGAAGGGGUGGAGUUCAUUUUUGAGGCGACUCAAAAAUCGAGGAGAAUGGGGUUUGAAGGGGUGGAGUUCAUUUUUGAGGCGACUCAAAAAUCGAGGAGAAUGGGGUUUGAAGGGGUGGAGUUCAUUUUUGAGGCGACUCAAAAAUCGAGGAGAAUGGGGUUUGAAGGGGUGGAGUUCAUUUUUGAGGCGACUCAAAAAUCGAGGAGAAUGGGGUUUGAAGGGGUGGAGUUCAUUUUUGAGGCGACUCAAAAAUCGAGGAGAAUGGGGUUUGAAGGGGUGGAGUUCAUUUUUGAGGCGACUCAAAAAUCGAGGAGAAUGGGGUUUGAAGGGGUGGAGUUCAUUUUUGAGGCGACUCAAAAAUCGAGGAGAAUGGGGUUUGAAGGGGUGGAGUUCAUUUUUGAGGCGACUCAAAAAUCGAGGAGAAUGGGGUUUGAAGGGGUGGAGUUCAUUUUUGAGGCGACUCAAAAAUCGAGGAGAAUGGGGUUUGAAGGGGUGGAGUUCAUUUUUGAGGCGACUCAAAAAUCGAGGAGAAUGGGGUUUGAAGGGGUGGAGUUCAUUUUUGAGGCGACUCAAAAAUCGAGGAGAAUGGGGUUUGAAGGGGUGGAGUUCAUUUUUGAGGCGACUCAAAAAUCGAGGAGAAUGGGGUUUGAAGGGGUGGAGUUCAUUUUUGAGGCGACUCAAAAAUCGAGGAGAAUGGGGUUUGAAGGGGUGGAGUUCAUUUUUGAGGCGACUCAAAAAUCGAGGAGAAUGGGGUUUGAAGGGGUGGAGUUCAUUUUUGAGGCGACUCAAAAAUCGAGGAGAAUGGGGUUUGAAGGGGUGGAGUUCAUUUUUGAGGCGACUCAAAAAUCGAGGAGAAUGGGGUUUGAAGGGGUGGAGUUCAUUUUUGAGGCGACUCAAAAAUCGAGGAGAAUGGGGUUUGAAGGGGUGGAGUUCAUUUUUGAGGCGACUCAAAAAUCGAGGAGAAUGGGGUUUGAAGGGGUGGAGUUCAUUUUUGAGGCGACUCAAAAAUCGAGGAGAAUGGGGUUUGAAGGGGUGGAGUUCAUUUUUGAGGCGACUCAAAAAUCGAGGAGAAUGGGGUUUGAAGGGGUGGAGUUCAUUUUUGAGGCGACUCAAAAAUCGAGGAGAAUGGGGUUUGAAGGGGUGGAGUUCAUUUUUGAGGCGACUCAAAAAUCGAGGAGAAUGGGGUUUGAAGGGGUGGAGUUCAUUUUUGAGGCGACUCAAAAAUCGAGGAGAAUGGGGUUUGAAGGGGUGGAGUUCAUUUUUGAGGCGACUCAAAAAUCGAGGAGAAUGGGGUUUGAAGGGGUGGAGUUCAUUUUUGAGGCGACUCAAAAAUCGAGGAGAAUGGGGUUUGAAGGGGUGGAGUUCAUUUUUGAGGCGACUCAAAAAUCGAGGAGAAUGGGGUUUGAAGGGGUGGAGUUCAUUUUUGAGGCGACUCAAAAAUCGAGGAGAAUGGGGUUUGAAGGGGUGGAGUUCAUUUUUGAGGCGACUCAAAAAUCGAGGAGAAUGGGGUUUGAAGGGGUGGAGUUCAUUUUUGAGGCGACUCAAAAAUCGAGGAGAAUGGGGUUUGAAGGGGUGGAGUUCAUUUUUGAGGCGACUCAAAAAUCGAGGAGAAUGGGGUUUGAAGGGGUGGAGUUCAUUUUUGAGGCGACUCAAAAAUCGAGGAGAAUGGGGUUUGAAGGGGUGGAGUUCAUUUUUGAGGCGACUCAAAAAUCGAGGAGAAUGGGGUUUGAAGGGGUGGAGUUCAUUUUUGAGGCGACUCAAAAAUCGAGGAGAAUGGGGUUUGAAGGGGUGGAGUUCAUUUUUGAGGCGACUCAAAAAUCGAGGAGAAUGGGGUUUGAAGGGGUGGAGUUCAUUUUUGAGGCGACUCAAAAAUCGAGGAGAAUGGGGUUUGAAGGGGUGGAGUUCAUUUUUGAGGCGACUCAAAAAUCGAGGAGAAUGGGGUUUGAAGGGGUGGAGUUCAUUUUUGAGGCGACUCAAAAAUCGAGGAGAAUGGGGUUUGAAGGGGUGGAGUUCAUUUUUGAGGCGACUCAAAAAUCGAGGAGAAUGGGGUUUGAAGGGGUGGAGUUCAUUUUUGAGGCGACUCAAAAAUCGAGGAGAAUGGGGUUUGAAGGGGUGGAGUUCAUUUUUGAGGCGACUCAAAAAUCGAGGAGAAUGGGGUUUGAAGGGGUGGAGUUCAUUUUUGAGGCGACUCAAAAAUCGAGGAGAAUGGGGUUUGAAGGGGUGGAGUUCAUUUUUGAGGCGACUCAAAAAUCGAGGAGAAUGGGGUUUGAAGGGGUGGAGUUCAUUUUUGAGGCGACUCAAAAAUCGAGGAGAAUGGGGUUUGAAGGGGUGGAGUUCAUUUUUGAGGCGACUCAAAAAUCGAGGAGAAUGGGGUUUGAAGGGGUGGAGUUCAUUUUUGAGGCGACUCAAAAAUCGAGGAGAAUGGGGUUUGAAGGGGUGGAGUUCAUUUUUGAGGCGACUCAAAAAUCGAGGAGAAUGGGGUUUGAAGGGGUGGAGUUCAUUUUUGAGGCGACUCAAAAAUCGAGGAGAAUGGGGUUUGAAGGGGUGGAGUUCAUUUUUGAGGCGACUCAAAAAUCGAGGAGAAUGGGGUUUGAAGGGGUGGAGUUCAUUUUUGAGGCGACUCAAAAAUCGAGGAGAAUGGGGUUUGAAGGGGUGGAGUUCAUUUUUGAGGCGACUCAAAAAUCGAGGAGAAUGGGGUUUGAAGGGGUGGAGUUCAUUUUUGAGGCGACUCAAAAAUCGAGGAGAAUGGGGUUUGAAGGGGUGGAGUUCAUUUUUGAGGCGACUCAAAAAUCGAGGAGAAUGGGGUUUGAAGGGGUGGAGUUCAUUUUUGAGGCGACUCAAAAAUCGAGGAGAAUGGGGUUUGAAGGGGUGGAGUUCAUUUUUGAGGCGACUCAAAAAUCGAGGAGAAUGGGGUUUGAAGGGGUGGAGUUCAUUUUUGAGGCGACUCAAAAAUCGAGGAGAAUGGGGUUUGAAGGGGUGGAGUUCAUUUUUGAGGCGACUCAAAAAUCGAGGAGAAUGGGGUUUGAAGGGGUGGAGUUCAUUUUUGAGGCGACUCAAAAAUCGAGGAGAAUGGGGUUUGAAGGGGUGGAGUUCAUUUUUGAGGCGACUCAAAAAUCGAGGAGAAUGGGGUUUGAAGGGGUGGAGUUCAUUUUUGAGGCGACUCAAAAAUCGAGGAGAAUGGGGUUUGAAGGGGUGGAGUUCAUUUUUGAGGCGACUCAAAAAUCGAGGAGAAUGGGGUUUGAAGGGGUGGAGUUCAUUUUUGAGGCGACUCAAAAAUCGAGGAGAAUGGGGUUUGAAGGGGUGGAGUUCAUUUUUGAGGCGACUCAAAAAUCGAGGAGAAUGGGGUUUGAAGGGGUGGAGUUCAUUUUUGAGGCGACUCAAAAAUCGAGGAGAAUGGGGUUUGAAGGGGUGGAGUUCAUUUUUGAGGCGACUCAAAAAUCGAGGAGAAUGGGGUUUGAAGGGGUGGAGUUCAUUUUUGAGGCGACUCAAAAAUCGAGGAGAAUGGGGUUUGAAGGGGUGGAGUUCAUUUUUGAGGCGACUCAAAAAUCGAGGAGAAUGGGGUUUGAAGGGGUGGAGUUCAUUUUUGAGGCGACUCAAAAAUCGAGGAGAAUGGGGUUUGAAGGGGUGGAGUUCAUUUUUGAGGCGACUCAAAAAUCGAGGAGAAUGGGGUUUGAAGGGGUGGAGUUCAUUUUUGAGGCGACUCAAAAAUCGAGGAGAAUGGGGUUUGAAGGGGUGGAGUUCAUUUUUGAGGCGACUCAAAAAUCGAGGAGAAUGGGGUUUGAAGGGGUGGAGUUCAUUUUUGAGGCGACUCAAAAAUCGAGGAGAAUGGGGUUUGAAGGGGUGGAGUUCAUUUUUGAGGCGACUCAAAAAUCGAGGAGAAUGGGGUUUGAAGGGGUGGAGUUCAUUUUUGAGGCGACUCAAAAAUCGAGGAGAAUGGGGUUUGAAGGGUUCAUUUUUGAGGCGACUCAAAAAUCGAGGAGAAUGGGGUUUGAAGGGGUGGAGUUCAUUUUUGAGGCGACUCAAAAAUCGAGGAGAAUGGGGUUUGAAGGGGUGGAGUUCAUUUUUGAGGCGACUCAAAAAUCGAGGAGAAUGGGGUUUGAAGGGGUGGAGUUCAUUUUUGAGGCGACUCAAAAAUCGAGGAGAAUGGGGUUUGAAGGGGUGGAGUUCAUUUUUGAGGCGACUCAAAAAUCGAGGAGAAUGGGGUUUGAAGGGGUGGAGUUCAUUUUUGAGGCGACUCAAAAAUCGAGGAGAAUGGGGUUUGAAGGGGUGGAGUUCAUUUUUGAGGCGACUCAAAAAUCGAGGAGAAUGGGGUUUGAAGGGGUGGAGUUCAUUUUUGAGGCGACUCAAAAAUCGAGGAGAAUGGGGUUUGAAGGGGUGGAGUUCAUUUUUGAGGCGACUCAAAAAUCGAGGAGAAUGGGGUUUGAAGGGGUGGAGUUCAUUUUUGAGGCGACUCAAAAAUCGAGGAGAAUGGGGUUUGAAGGGGUGGAGUUCAUUUUUGAGGCGACUCAAAAAUCGAGGAGAAUGGGGUUUGAAGGGGUGGAGUUCAUUUUUGAGGCGACUCAAAAAUCGAGGAGAAUGGGGUUUGAAGGGGUGGAGUUCAUUUUUGAGGCGACUCAAAAAUCGAGGAGAAUGGGGUUUGAAGGGGUGGAGUUCAUUUUUGAGGCGACUCAAAAAUCGAGGAGAAUGGGGUUUGAAGGGGUGGAGUUCAUUUUUGAGGCGACUCAAAAAUCGAGGAGAAUGGGGUUUGAAGGGGUGGAGUUCAUUUUUGAGGCGACUCAAAAAUCGAGGAGAAUGGGGUUUGAAGGGGUGGAGUUCAUUUUUGAGGCGACUCAAAAAUCGAGGAGAAUGGGGUUUGAAGGGGUGGAGUUCAUUUUUGAGGCGACUCAAAAAUCGAGGAGAAUGGGGUUUGAAGGGGUGGAGUUCAUUUUUGAGGCGACUCAAAAAUCGAGGAGAAUGGGGUUUGAAGGGGUGGAGUUCAUUUUUGAGGCGACUCAAAAAUCGAGGAGAAUGGGGUUUGAAGGGGUGGAGUUCAUUUUUGAGGCGACUCAAAAAUCGAGGAGAAUGGGGUUUGAAGGGGUGGAGUUCAUUUUUGAGGCGACUCAAAAAUCGAGGAGAAUGGGGUUUGAAGGGGUGGAGUUCAUUUUUGAGGCGACUCAAAAAUCGAGGAGAAUGGGGUUUGAAGGGGUGGAGUUCAUUUUUGAGGCGACUCAAAAAUCGAGGAGAAUGGGGUUUGAAGGGGUGGAGUUCAUUUUUGAGGCGACUCAAAAAUCGAGGAGAAUGGGGUUUGAAGGGGUGGAGUUCAUUUUUGAGGCGACUCAAAAAUCGAGGAGAAUGGGGUUUGAAGGGGUGGAGUUCAUUUUUGAGGCGACUCAAAAAUCGAGGAGAAUGGGGUUUGAAGGGGUGGAGUUCAUUUUUGAGGCGACUCAAAAAUCGAGGAGAAUGGGGUUUGAAGGGGUGGAGUUCAUUUUUGAGGCGACUCAAAAAUCGAGGAGAAUGGGGUUUGAAGGGGUGGAGUUCAUUUUUGAGGCGACUCAAAAAUCGAGGAGAAUGGGGUUUGAAGGGGUGGAGUUCAUUUUUGAGGCGACUCAAAAAUCGAGGAGAAUGGGGUUUGAAGGGGUGGAGUUCAUUUUUGAGGCGACUCAAAAAUCGAGGAGAAUGGGGUUUGAAGGGGUGGAGUUCAUUUUUGAGGCGACUCAAAAAUCGAGGAGAAUGGGGUUUGAAGGGGUGGAGUUCAUUUUUGAGGCGACUCAAAAAUCGAGGAGAAUGGGGUUUGAAGGGGUGGAGUUCAUUUUUGAGGCGACUCAAAAAUCGAGGAGAAUGGGGUUUGAAGGGGUGGAGUUCAUUUUUGAGGCGACUCAAAAAUCGAGGAGAAUGGGGUUUGAAGGGGUGGAGUUCAUUUUUGAGGCGACUCAAAAAUCGAGGAGAAUGGGGUUUGAAGGGGUGGAGUUCAUUUUUGAGGCGACUCAAAAAUCGAGGAGAAUGGGGUUUGAAGGGGUGGAGUUCAUUUUUGAGGCGACUCAAAAAUCGAGGAGAAUGGGGUUUGAAGGGGUGGAGUUCAUUUUUGAGGCGACUCAAAAAUCGAGGAGAAUGGGGUUUGAAGGGGUGGAGUUCAUUUUUGAGGCGACUCAAAAAUCGAGGAGAAUGGGGUUUGAAGGGGUGGAGUUCAUUUUUGAGGCGACUCAAAAAUCGAGGAGAAUGGGGUUUGAAGGGGUGGAGUUCAUUUUUGAGGCGACUCAAAAAUCGAGGAGAAUGGGGUUUGAAGGGGUGGAGUUCAUUUUUGAGGCGACUCAAAAAUCGAGGAGAAUGGGGUUUGAAGGGGUGGAGUUCAUUUUUGAGGCGACUCAAAAAUCGAGGAGAAUGGGGUUUGAAGGGGUGGAGUUCAUUUUUGAGGCGACUCAAAAAUCGAGGAGAAUGGGGUUUGAAGGGGUGGAGUUCAUUUUUGAGGCGACUCAAAAAUCGAGGAGAAUGGGGUUUGAAGGGGUGGAGUUCAUUUUUGAGGCGACUCAAAAAUCGAGGAGAAUGGGGUUUGAAGGGGUGGAGUUCAUUUUUGAGGCGACUCAAAAAUCGAGGAGAAUGGGGUUUGAAGGGGUGGAGUUCAUUUUUGAGGCGACUCAAAAAUCGAGGAGAAUGGGGUUUGAAGGGGUGGAGUUCAUUUUUGAGGCGACUCAAAAAUCGAGGAGAAUGGGGUUUGAAGGGGUGGAGUUCAUUUUUGAGGCGACUCAAAAAUCGAGGAGAAUGGGGUUUGAAGGGGUGGAGUUCAUUUUUGAGGCGACUCAAAAAUCGAGGAGAAUGGGGUUUGAAGGGGUGGAGUUCAUUUUUGAGGCGACUCAAAAAUCGAGGAGAAUGGGGUUUGAAGGGGUGGAGUUCAUUUUUGAGGCGACUCAAAAAUCGAGGAGAAUGGGGUUUGAAGGGGUGGAGUUCAUUUUUGAGGCGACUCAAAAAUCGAGGAGAAUGGGGUUUGAAGGGGUGGAGUUCAUUUUUGAGGCGACUCAAAAAUCGAGGAGAAUGGGGUUUGAAGGGGUGGAGUUCAUUUUUGAGGCGACUCAAAAAUCGAGGAGAAUGGGGUUUGAAGGGGUGGAGUUCAUUUUUGAGGCGACUCAAAAAUCGAGGAGAAUGGGGUUUGAAGGGGUGGAGUUCAUUUUUGAGGCGACUCAAAAAUCGAGGAGAAUGGGGUUUGAAGGGGUGGAGUUCAUUUUUGAGGCGACUCAAAAAUCGAGGAGAAUGGGGUUUGAAGGGGUGGAGUUCAUUUUUGAGGCGACUCAAAAAUCGAGGAGAAUGGGGUUUGAAGGGGUGGAGUUCAUUUUUGAGGCGACUCAAAAAUCGAGGAGAAUGGGGUUUGAAGGGGUGGAGUUCAUUUUUGAGGCGACUCAAAAAUCGAGGAGAAUGGGGUUUGAAGGGGUGGAGUUCAUUUUUGAGGCGACUCAAAAAUCGAGGAGAAUGGGGUUUGAAGGGGUGGAGUUCAUUUUUGAGGCGACUCAAAAAUCGAGGAGAAUGGGGUUUGAAGGGGUGGAGUUCAUUUUUGAGGCGACUCAAAAAUCGAGGAGAAUGGGGUUUGAAGGGGUGGAGUUCAUUUUUGAGGCGACUCAAAAAUCGAGGAGAAUGGGGUUUGAAGGGGUGGAGUUCAUUUUUGAGGCGACUCAAAAAUCGAGGAGAAUGGGGUUUGAAGGGGUGGAGUUCAUUUUUGAGGCGACUCAAAAAUCGAGGAGAAUGGGGUUUGAAGGGGUGGAGUUCAUUUUUGAGGCGACUCAAAAAUCGAGGAGAAUGGGGUUUGAAGGGGUGGAGUUCAUUUUUGAGGCGACUCAAAAAUCGAGGAGAAUGGGGUUUGAAGGGGUGGAGUUCAUUUUUGAGGCGACUCAAAAAUCGAGGAGAAUGGGGUUUGAAGGGGUGGAGUUCAUUUUUGAGGCGACUCAAAAAUCGAGGAGAAUGGGGUUUGAAGGGGUGGAGUUCAUUUUUGAGGCGACUCAAAAAUCGAGGAGAAUGGGGUUUGAAGGGGUGGAGUUCAUUUUUGAGGCGACUCAAAAAUCGAGGAGAAUGGGGUUUGAAGGGGUGGAGUUCAUUUUUGAGGCGACUCAAAAAUCGAGGAGAAUGGGGUUUGAAGGGGUGGAGUUCAUUUUUGAGGCGACUCAAAAAUCGAGGAGAAUGGGGUUUGAAGGGGUGGAGUUCAUUUUUGAGGCGACUCAAAAAUCGAGGAGAAUGGGGUUUGAAGGGGUGGAGUUCAUUUUUGAGGCGACUCAAAAAUCGAGGAGAAUGGGGUUUGAAGGGGUGGAGUUCAUUUUUGAGGCGACUCAAAAAUCGAGGAGAAUGGGGUUUGAAGGGGUGGAGUUCAUUUUUGAGGCGACUCAAAAAUCGAGGAGAAUGGGGUUUGAAGGGGUGGAGUUCAUUUUUGAGGCGACUCAAAAAUCGAGGAGAAUGGGGUUUGAAGGGGUGGAGUUCAUUUUUGAGGCGACUCAAAAAUCGAGGAGAAUGGGGUUUGAAGGGGUGGAGUUCAUUUUUGAGGCGACUCAAAAAUCGAGGAGAAUGGGGUUUGAAGGGGUGGAGUUCAUUUUUGAGGCGACUCAAAAAUCGAGGAGAAUGGGGUUUGAAGGGGUGGAGUUCAUUUUUGAGGCGACUCAAAAAUCGAGGAGAAUGGGGUUUGAAGGGGUGGAGUUCAUUUUUGAGGCGACUCAAAAAUCGAGGAGAAUGGGGUUUGAAGGGGUGGAGUUCAUUUUUGAGGCGACUCAAAAAUCGAGGAGAAUGGGGUUUGAAGGGGUGGAGUUCAUUUUUGAGGCGACUCAAAAAUCGAGGAGAAUGGGGUUUGAAGGGGUGGAGUUCAUUUUUGAGGCGACUCAAAAAUCGAGGAGAAUGGGGUUUGAAGGGGUGGAGUUCAUUUUUGAGGCGACUCAAAAAUCGAGGAGAAUGGGGUUUGAAGGGGUGGAGUUCAUUUUUGAGGCGACUCAAAAAUCGAGGAGAAUGGGGUUUGAAGGGGUGGAGUUCAUUUUUGAGGCGACUCAAAAAUCGAGGAGAAUGGGGUUUGAAGGGGUGGAGUUCAUUUUUGAGGCGACUCAAAAAUCGAGGAGAAUGGGGUUUGAAGGGGUGGAGUUCAUUUUUGAGGCGACUCAAAAAUCGAGGAGAAUGGGGUUUGAAGGGGUGGAGUUCAUUUUUGAGGCGACUCAAAAAUCGAGGAGAAUGGGGUUUGAAGGGGUGGAGUUCAUUUUUGAGGCGACUCAAAAAUCGAGGAGAAUGGGGUUUGAAGGGGUGGAGUUCAUUUUUGAGGCGACUCAAAAAUCGAGGAGAAUGGGGUUUGAAGGGGUGGAGUUCAUUUUUGAGGCGACUCAAAAAUCGAGGAGAAUGGGGUUUGAAGGGGUGGAGUUCAUUUUUGAGGCGACUCAAAAAUCGAGGAGAAUGGGGUUUGAAGGGGUGGAGUUCAUUUUUGAGGCGACUCAAAAAUCGAGGAGAAUGGGGUUUGAAGGGGUGGAGUUCAUUUUUGAGGCGACUCAAAAAUCGAGGAGAAUGGGGUUUGAAGGGGUGGAGUUCAUUUUUGAGGCGACUCAAAAAUCGAGGAGAAUGGGGUUUGAAGGGGUGGAGUUCAUUUUUGAGGCGACUCAAAAAUCGAGGAGAAUGGGGUUUGAAGGGGUGGAGUUCAUUUUUGAGGCGACUCAAAAAUCGAGGAGAAUGGGGUUUGAAGGGGUGGAGUUCAUUUUUGAGGCGACUCAAAAAUCGAGGAGAAUGGGGUUUGAAGGGGUGGAGUUCAUUUUUGAGGCGACUCAAAAAUCGAGGAGAAUGGGGUUUGAAGGGGUGGAGUUCAUUUUUGAGGCGACUCAAAAAUCGAGGAGAAUGGGGUUUGAAGGGGUGGAGUUCAUUUUUGAGGCGACUCAAAAAUCGAGGAGAAUGGGGUUUGAAGGGGUGGAGUUCAUUUUUGAGGCGACUCAAAAAUCGAGGAGAAUGGGGUUUGAAGGGGUGGAGUUCAUUUUUGAGGCGACUCAAAAAUCGAGGAGAAUGGGGUUUGAAGGGGUGGAGUUCAUUUUUGAGGCGACUCAAAAAUCGAGGAGAAUGGGGUUUGAAGGGGUGGAGUUCAUUUUUGAGGCGACUCAAAAAUCGAGGAGAAUGGGGUUUGAAGGGGUGGAGUUCAUUUUUGAGGCGACUCAAAAAUCGAGGAGAAUGGGGUUUGAAGGGGUGGAGUUCAUUUUUGAGGCGACUCAAAAAUCGAGGAGAAUGGGGUUUGAAGGGGUGGAGUUCAUUUUUGAGGCGACUCAAAAAUCGAGGAGAAUGGGGUUUGAAGGGGUGGAGUUCAUUUUUGAGGCGACUCAAAAAUCGAGGAGAAUGGGGUUUGAAGGGGUGGAGUUCAUUUUUGAGGCGACUCAAAAAUCGAGGAGAAUGGGGUUUGAAGGGGUGGAGUUCAUUUUUGAGGCGACUCAAAAAUCGAGGAGAAUGGGGUUUGAAGGGGUGGAGUUCAUUUUUGAGGCGACUCAAAAAUCGAGGAGAAUGGGGUUUGAAGGGGUGGAGUUCAUUUUUGAGGCGACUCAAAAAUCGAGGAGAAUGGGGUUUGAAGGGGUGGAGUUCAUUUUUGAGGCGACUCAAAAAUCGAGGAGAAUGGGGUUUGAAGGGGUGGAGUUCAUUUUUGAGGCGACUCAAAAAUCGAGGAGAAUGGGGUUUGAAGGGGUGGAGUUCAUUUUUGAGGCGACUCAAAAAUCGAGGAGAAUGGGGUUUGAAGGGGUGGAGUUCAUUUUUGAGGCGACUCAAAAAUCGAGGAGAAUGGGGUUUGAAGGGGUGGAGUUCAUUUUUGAGGCGACUCAAAAAUCGAGGAGAAUGGGGUUUGAAGGGGUGGAGUUCAUUUUUGAGGCGACUCAAAAAUCGAGGAGAAUGGGGUUUGAAGGGGUGGAGUUCAUUUUUGAGGCGACUCAAAAAUCGAGGAGAAUGGGGUUUGAAGGGGUGGAGUUCAUUUUUGAGGCGACUCAAAAAUCGAGGAGAAUGGGGUUUGAAGGGGUGGAGUUCAUUUUUGAGGCGACUCAAAAAUCGAGGAGAAUGGGGUUUGAAGGGGUGGAGUUCAUUUUUGAGGCGACUCAAAAAUCGAGGAGAAUGGGGUUUGAAGGGGUGGAGUUCAUUUUUGAGGCGACUCAAAAAUCGAGGAGAAUGGGGUUUGAAGGGGUGGAGUUCAUUUUUGAGGCGACUCAAAAAUCGAGGAGAAUGGGGUUUGAAGGGGUGGAGUUCAUUUUUGAGGCGACUCAAAAAUCGAGGAGAAUGGGGUUUGAAGGGGUGGAGUUCAUUUUUGAGGCGACUCAAAAAUCGAGGAGAAUGGGGUUUGAAGGGGUGGAGUUCAUUUUUGAGGCGACUCAAAAAUCGAGGAGAAUGGGGUUUGAAGGGGUGGAGUUCAUUUUUGAGGCGACUCAAAAAUCGAGGAGAAUGGGGUUUGAAGGGGUGGAGUUCAUUUUUGAGGCGACUCAAAAAUCGAGGAGAAUGGGGUUUGAAGGGGUGGAGUUCAUUUUUGAGGCGACUCAAAAAUCGAGGAGAAUGGGGUUUGAAGGGGUGGAGUUCAUUUUUGAGGCGACUCAAAAAUCGAGGAGAAUGGGGUUUGAAGGGGUGGAGUUCAUUUUUGAGGCGACUCAAAAAUCGAGGAGAAUGGGGUUUGAAGGGGUGGAGUUCAUUUUUGAGGCGACUCAAAAAUCGAGGAGAAUGGGGUUUGAAGGGGUGGAGUUCAUUUUUGAGGCGACUCAAAAAUCGAGGAGAAUGGGGUUUGAAGGGGUGGAGUUCAUUUUUGAGGCGACUCAAAAAUCGAGGAGAAUGGGGUUUGAAGGGGUGGAGUUCAUUUUUGAGGCGACUCAAAAAUCGAGGAGAAUGGGGUUUGAAGGGGUGGAGUUCAUUUUUGAGGCGACUCAAAAAUCGAGGAGAAUGGGGUUUGAAGGGGUGGAGUUCAUUUUUGAGGCGACUCAAAAAUCGAGGAGAAUGGGGUUUGAAGGGGUGGAGUUCAUUUUUGAGGCGACUCAAAAAUCGAGGAGAAUGGGGUUUGAAGGGGUGGAGUUCAUUUUUGAGGCGACUCAAAAAUCGAGGAGAAUGGGGUUUGAAGGGGUGGAGUUCAUUUUUGAGGCGACUCAAAAAUCGAGGAGAAUGGGGUUUGAAGGGGUGGAGUUCAUUUUUGAGGCGACUCAAAAAUCGAGGAGAAUGGGGUUUGAAGGGGUGGAGUUCAUUUUUGAGGCGACUCAAAAAUCGAGGAGAAUGGGGUUUGAAGGGGUGGAGUUCAUUUUUGAGGCGACUCAAAAAUCGAGGAGAAUGGGGUUUGAAGGGGUGGAGUUCAUUUUUGAGGCGACUCAAAAAUCGAGGAGAAUGGGGUUUGAAGGGGUGGAGUUCAUUUUUGAGGCGACUCAAAAAUCGAGGAGAAUGGGGUUUGAAGGGGUGGAGUUCAUUUUUGAGGCGACUCAAAAAUCGAGGAGAAUGGGGUUUGAAGGGGUGGAGUUCAUUUUUGAGGCGACUCAAAAAUCGAGGAGAAUGGGGUUUGAAGGGGUGGAGUUCAUUUUUGAGGCGACUCAAAAAUCGAGGAGAAUGGGGUUUGAAGGGGUGGAGUUCAUUUUUGAGGCGACUCAAAAAUCGAGGAGAAUGGGGUUUGAAGGGGUGGAGUUCAUUUUUGAGGCGACUCAAAAAUCGAGGAGAAUGGGGUUUGAAGGGGUGGAGUUCAUUUUUGAGGCGACUCAAAAAUCGAGGAGAAUGGGGUUUGAAGGGGUGGAGUUCAUUUUUGAGGCGACUCAAAAAUCGAGGAGAAUGGGGUUUGAAGGGGUGGAGUUCAUUUUUGAGGCGACUCAAAAAUCGAGGAGAAUGGGGUUUGAAGGGGUGGAGUUCAUUUUUGAGGCGACUCAAAAAUCGAGGAGAAUGGGGUUUGAAGGGGUGGAGUUCAUUUUUGAGGCGACUCAAAAAUCGAGGAGAAUGGGGUUUGAAGGGGUGGAGUUCAUUUUUGAGGCGACUCAAAAAUCGAGGAGAAUGGGGUUUGAAGGGGUGGAGUUCAUUUUUGAGGCGACUCAAAAAUCGAGGAGAAUGGGGUUUGAAGGGGUGGAGUUCAUUUUUGAGGCGACUCAAAAAUCGAGGAGAAUGGGGUUUGAAGGGGUGGAGUUCAUUUUUGAGGCGACUCAAAAAUCGAGGAGAAUGGGGUUUGAAGGGGUGGAGUUCAUUUUUGAGGCGACUCAAAAAUCGAGGAGAAUGGGGUUUGAAGGGGUGGAGUUCAUUUUUGAGGCGACUCAAAAAUCGAGGAGAAUGGGGUUUGAAGGGGUGGAGUUCAUUUUUGAGGCGACUCAAAAAUCGAGGAGAAUGGGGUUUGAAGGGGUGGAGUUCAUUUUUGAGGCGACUCAAAAAUCGAGGAGAAUGGGGUUUGAAGGGGUGGAGUUCAUUUUUGAGGCGACUCAAAAAUCGAGGAGAAUGGGGUUUGAAGGGGUGGAGUUCAUUUUUGAGGCGACUCAAAAAUCGAGGAGAAUGGGGUUUGAAGGGGUGGAGUUCAUUUUUGAGGCGACUCAAAAAUCGAGGAGAAUGGGGUUUGAAGGGGUGGAGUUCAUUUUUGAGGCGACUCAAAAAUCGAGGAGAAUGGGGUUUGAAGGGGUGGAGUUCAUUUUUGAGGCGACUCAAAAAUCGAGGAGAAUGGGGUUUGAAGGGGUGGAGUUCAUUUUUGAGGCGACUCAAAAAUCGAGGAGAAUGGGGUUUGAAGGGGUGGAGUUCAUUUUUGAGGCGACUCAAAAAUCGAGGAGAAUGGGGUUUGAAGGGGUGGAGUUCAUUUUUGAGGCGACUCAAAAAUCGAGGAGAAUGGGGUUUGAAGGGGUGGAGUUCAUUUUUGAGGCGACUCAAAAAUCGAGGAGAAUGGGGUUUGAAGGGGUGGAGUUCAUUUUUGAGGCGACUCAAAAAUCGAGGAGAAUGGGGUUUGAAGGGGUGGAGUUCAUUUUUGAGGCGACUCAAAAAUCGAGGAGAAUGGGGUUUGAAGGGGUGGAGUUCAUUUUUGAGGCGACUCAAAAAUCGAGGAGAAUGGGGUUUGAAGGGGUGGAGUUCAUUUUUGAGGCGACUCAAAAAUCGAGGAGAAUGGGGUUUGAAGGGGUGGAGUUCAUUUUUGAGGCGACUCAAAAAUCGAGGAGAAUGGGGUUUGAAGGGGUGGAGUUCAUUUUUGAGGCGACUCAAAAAUCGAGGAGAAUGGGGUUUGAAGGGGUGGAGUUCAUUUUUGAGGCGACUCAAAAAUCGAGGAGAAUGGGGUUUGAAGGGGUGGAGUUCAUUUUUGAGGCGACUCAAAAAUCGAGGAGAAUGGGGUUUGAAGGGGUGGAGUUCAUUUUUGAGGCGACUCAAAAAUCGAGGAGAAUGGGGUUUGAAGGGGUGGAGUUCAUUUUUGAGGCGACUCAAAAAUCGAGGAGAAUGGGGUUUGAAGGGGUGGAGUUCAUUUUUGAGGCGACUCAAAAAUCGAGGAGAAUGGGGUUUGAAGGGGUGGAGUUCAUUUUUGAGGCGACUCAAAAAUCGAGGAGAAUGGGGUUUGAAGGGGUGGAGUUCAUUUUUGAGGCGACUCAAAAAUCGAGGAGAAUGGGGUUUGAAGGGGUGGAGUUCAUUUUUGAGGCGACUCAAAAAUCGAGGAGAAUGGGGUUUGAAGGGGUGGAGUUCAUUUUUGAGGCGACUCAAAAAUCGAGGAGAAUGGGGUUUGAAGGGGUGGAGUUCAUUUUUGAGGCGACUCAAAAAUCGAGGAGAAUGGGGUUUGAAGGGGUGGAGUUCAUUUUUGAGGCGACUCAAAAAUCGAGGAGAAUGGGGUUUGAAGGGGUGGAGUUCAUUUUUGAGGCGACUCAAAAAUCGAGGAGAAUGGGGUUUGAAGGGGUGGAGUUCAUUUUUGAGGCGACUCAAAAAUCGAGGAGAAUGGGGUUUGAAGGGGUGGAGUUCAUUUUUGAGGCGACUCAAAAAUCGAGGAGAAUGGGGUUUGAAGGGGUGGAGUUCAUUUUUGAGGCGACUCAAAAAUCGAGGAGAAUGGGGUUUGAAGGGGUGGAGUUCAUUUUUGAGGCGACUCAAAAAUCGAGGAGAAUGGGGUUUGAAGGGGUGGAGUUCAUUUUUGAGGCGACUCAAAAAUCGAGGAGAAUGGGGUUUGAAGGGGUGGAGUUCAUUUUUGAGGCGACUCAAAAAUCGAGGAGAAUGGGGUUUGAAGGGGUGGAGUUCAUUUUUGAGGCGACUCAAAAAUCGAGGAGAAUGGGGUUUGAAGGGGUGGAGUUCAUUUUUGAGGCGACUCAAAAAUCGAGGAGAAUGGGGUUUGAAGGGGUGGAGUUCAUUUUUGAGGCGACUCAAAAAUCGAGGAGAAUGGGGUUUGAAGGGGUGGAGUUCAUUUUUGAGGCGACUCAAAAAUCGAGGAGAAUGGGGUUUGAAGGGGUGGAGUUCAUUUUUGAGGCGACUCAAAAAUCGAGGAGAAUGGGGUUUGAAGGGGUGGAGUUCAUUUUUGAGGCGACUCAAAAAUCGAGGAGAAUGGGGUUUGAAGGGGUGGAGUUCAUUUUUGAGGCGACUCAAAAAUCGAGGAGAAUGGGGUUUGAAGGGGUGGAGUUCAUUUUUGAGGCGACUCAAAAAUCGAGGAGAAUGGGGUUUGAAGGGGUGGAGUUCAUUUUUGAGGCGACUCAAAAAUCGAGGAGAAUGGGGUUUGAAGGGGUGGAGUUCAUUUUUGAGGCGACUCAAAAAUCGAGGAGAAUGGGGUUUGAAGGGGUGGAGUUCAUUUUUGAGGCGACUCAAAAAUCGAGGAGAAUGGGGUUUGAAGGGGUGGAGUUCAUUUUUGAGGCGACUCAAAAAUCGAGGAGAAUGGGGUUUGAAGGGGUGGAGUUCAUUUUUGAGGCGACUCAAAAAUCGAGGAGAAUGGGGUUUGAAGGGGUGGAGUUCAUUUUUGAGGCGACUCAAAAAUCGAGGAGAAUGGGGUUUGAAGGGGUGGAGUUCAUUUUUGAGGCGACUCAAAAAUCGAGGAGAAUGGGGUUUGAAGGGGUGGAGUUCAUUUUUGAGGCGACUCAAAAAUCGAGGAGAAUGGGGUUUGAAGGGGUGGAGUUCAUUUUUGAGGCGACUCAAAAAUCGAGGAGAAUGGGGUUUGAAGGGGUGGAGUUCAUUUUUGAGGCGACUCAAAAAUCGAGGAGAAUGGGGUUUGAAGGGGUGGAGUUCAUUUUUGAGGCGACUCAAAAAUCGAGGAGAAUGGGGUUUGAAGGGGUGGAGUUCAUUUUUGAGGCGACUCAAAAAUCGAGGAGAAUGGGGUUUGAAGGGGUGGAGUUCAUUUUUGAGGCGACUCAAAAAUCGAGGAGAAUGGGGUUUGAAGGGGUGGAGUUCAUUUUUGAGGCGACUCAAAAAUCGAGGAGAAUGGGGUUUGAAGGGGUGGAGUUCAUUUUUGAGGCGACUCAAAAAUCGAGGAGAAUGGGGUUUGAAGGGGUGGAGUUCAUUUUUGAGGCGACUCAAAAAUCGAGGAGAAUGGGGUUUGAAGGGGUGGAGUUCAUUUUUGAGGCGACUCAAAAAUCGAGGAGAAUGGGGUUUGAAGGGGUGGAGUUCAUUUUUGAGGCGACUCAAAAAUCGAGGAGAAUGGGGUUUGAAGGGGUGGAGUUCAUUUUUGAGGCGACUCAAAAAUCGAGGAGAAUGGGGUUUGAAGGGGUGGAGUUCAUUUUUGAGGCGACUCAAAAAUCGAGGAGAAUGGGGUUUGAAGGGGUGGAGUUCAUUUUUGAGGCGACUCAAAAAUCGAGGAGAAUGGGGUUUGAAGGGGUGGAGUUCAUUUUUGAGGCGACUCAAAAAUCGAGGAGAAUGGGGUUUGAAGGGGUGGAGUUCAUUUUUGAGGCGACUCAAAAAUCGAGGAGAAUGGGGUUUGAAGGGGUGGAGUUCAUUUUUGAGGCGACUCAAAAAUCGAGGAGAAUGGGGUUUGAAGGGGUGGAGUUCAUUUUUGAGGCGACUCAAAAAUCGAGGAGAAUGGGGUUUGAAGGGGUGGAGUUCAUUUUUGAGGCGACUCAAAAAUCGAGGAGAAUGGGGUUUGAAGGGGUGGAGUUCAUUUUUGAGGCGACUCAAAAAUCGAGGAGAAUGGGGUUUGAAGGGGUGGAGUUCAUUUUUGAGGCGACUCAAAAAUCGAGGAGAAUGGGGUUUGAAGGGGUGGAGUUCAUUUUUGAGGCGACUCAAAAAUCGAGGAGAAUGGGGUUUGAAGGGGUGGAGUUCAUUUUUGAGGCGACUCAAAAAUCGAGGAGAAUGGGGUUUGAAGGGGUGGAGUUCAUUUUUGAGGCGACUCAAAAAUCGAGGAGAAUGGGGUUUGAAGGGGUGGAGUUCAUUUUUGAGGCGACUCAAAAAUCGAGGAGAAUGGGGUUUGAAGGGGUGGAGUUCAUUUUUGAGGCGACUCAAAAAUCGAGGAGAAUGGGGUUUGAAGGGGUGGAGUUCAUUUUUGAGGCGACUCAAAAAUCGAGGAGAAUGGGGUUUGAAGGGGUGGAGUUCAUUUUUGAGGCGACUCAAAAAUCGAGGAGAAUGGGGUUUGAAGGGGUGGAGUUCAUUUUUGAGGCGACUCAAAAAUCGAGGAGAAUGGGGUUUGAAGGGGUGGAGUUCAUUUUUGAGGCGACUCAAAAAUCGAGGAGAAUGGGGUUUGAAGGGGUGGAGUUCAUUUUUGAGGCGACUCAAAAAUCGAGGAGAAUGGGGUUUGAAGGGGUGGAGUUCAUUUUUGAGGCGACUCAAAAAUCGAGGAGAAUGGGGUUUGAAGGGGUGGAGUUCAUUUUUGAGGCGACUCAAAAAUCGAGGAGAAUGGGGUUUGAAGGGGUGGAGUUCAUUUUUGAGGCGACUCAAAAAUCGAGGAGAAUGGGGUUUGAAGGGGUGGAGUUCAUUUUUGAGGCGACUCAAAAAUCGAGGAGAAUGGGGUUUGAAGGGGUGGAGUUCAUUUUUGAGGCGACUCAAAAAUCGAGGAGAAUGGGGUUUGAAGGGGUGGAGUUCAUUUUUGAGGCGACUCAAAAAUCGAGGAGAAUGGGGUUUGAAGGGGUGGAGUUCAUUUUUGAGGCGACUCAAAAAUCGAGGAGAAUGGGGUUUGAAGGGGUGGAGUUCAUUUUUGAGGCGACUCAAAAAUCGAGGAGAAUGGGGUUUGAAGGGGUGGAGUUCAUUUUUGAGGCGACUCAAAAAUCGAGGAGAAUGGGGUUUGAAGGGGUGGAGUUCAUUUUUGAGGCGACUCAAAAAUCGAGGAGAAUGGGGUUUGAAGGGGUGGAGUUCAUUUUUGAGGCGACUCAAAAAUCGAGGAGAAUGGGGUUUGAAGGGGUGGAGUUCAUUUUUGAGGCGACUCAAAAAUCGAGGAGAAUGGGGUUUGAAGGGGUGGAGUUCAUUUUUGAGGCGACUCAAAAAUCGAGGAGAAUGGGGUUUGAAGGGGUGGAGUUCAUUUUUGAGGCGACUCAAAAAUCGAGGAGAAUGGGGUUUGAAGGGGUGGAGUUCAUUUUUGAGGCGACUCAAAAAUCGAGGAGAAUGGGGUUUGAAGGGGUGGAGUUCAUUUUUGAGGCGACUCAAAAAUCGAGGAGAAUGGGGUUUGAAGGGGUGGAGUUCAUUUUUGAGGCGACUCAAAAAUCGAGGAGAAUGGGGUUUGAAGGGGUGGAGUUCAUUUUUGAGGCGACUCAAAAAUCGAGGAGAAUGGGGUUUGAAGGGGUGGAGUUCAUUUUUGAGGCGACUCAAAAAUCGAGGAGAAUGGGGUUUGAAGGGGUGGAGUUCAUUUUUGAGGCGACUCAAAAAUCGAGGAGAAUGGGGUUUGAAGGGGUGGAGUUCAUUUUUGAGGCGACUCAAAAAUCGAGGAGAAUGGGGUUUGAAGGGGUGGAGUUCAUUUUUGAGGCGACUCAAAACUCGAGGAGAAUGGGGUUUGAAGGGGGUGUGAGUUCAUUUUUGAGGCGAUCAAAAAUCGAGGAGAAUGGGGUUUGA